Messenger RNA from Botrytis cinerea B05.10, 1179 nucleotides. RefSeq lists its product as hypothetical. Lineage: Eukaryota; Fungi; Ascomycota; Leotiomycetes; Helotiales; Sclerotiniaceae. The coding region runs from base 116 to 1135 and encodes 339 amino acids. The record is from RefSeq and is a predicted model, not a curated record. The transcript is spliced from 3 exons.
GUUUUUAGUCUUGUGUCCCCGCCUUACCAUAAGGCUGAAUAUAUCAUUGAUCCACUUCAUGAAUGUCGAAAGGCUUAGGCAUGAUCAAUUAUUAGUCAACUUCCACACUCCCAAAAUGGAACAAUCCUCAGAUUCUUCUACGAUCGACCCUCGUCCAUCUUUCCUUACCAUUCCCUCAAAGCCACAUGCUCAAAUAUCUUACACCUUCUUUCCACAUGCAUCUUCCUCAACCCUCUUAGAAUCGGAUGUCCCGCUACGCCAUAACCUUGUUGUCUUUGUAAAUGGACUCGGUCUUCCAGCUUCUUCCUGGGAGCCAUGCAUAUCAGUUCUUCAAUCUCAUGUCAAGAAUACCCCGCCACUCUUGACAUUUGACCGUUAUGGACAGGGGCUGACUACUGCAAGAGAUCCUCUAGAUGAUGGAAAUGGAUACGGACACGAUUUCAUGGAUGCUGCAAAUGAUCUUCACGAAAUUAUCUUGGUUAUUGCUAGUACCAAACUGGGGCUUGAGAAAACCGAUGUCGAAAAUGGGAGACUGGGUGUAAUAUUCGUGGCUGCCUCAAUCGGAGUUCCCAUAACCCGUCUUUAUGUACAAUCCCAUCGAUUUAUUUGCGCCGCGCUCAUCGCACUCGACUCCAACAUCGCCAAUGUAAAUUACAGCGAUUUCCUUCCAGAUCCUUCAUCCCCUACUUUUGACCCAUCUACUGUAGUCGCGCCAGACUGCUCACUUCCGCAAUACAUUGGAGCACGCACACAAUUGAUAAAUGUAUUUGAUUUAUCUGUCCCAAAUUCCGAAUCUAUGGAUCGACGACCUGGACCAAAAUUACUCCCCUAUGCCGAUAGCCCCAAACUUAUUGGUGUGGGUGGAAAAGGUCCUUGGCUCACGGUUGUAGGUCAUGAUCCGGUUACGUUUGCGGAUGUAAGUUUGGAAAGGAUGGGAACACCUAAGAGCAUGAGUAUGAGGUUUACGAAUCCAUAUUGGGCCAAAUAUAAUGCUAGUCUAGUGAGUAUCACAGACGAAGAUCGAUGCGAGGGUGUGAAGAUUGCCAGUGGCUGUGGUCACCUUAUGCAAAUUGAUGAUCCAAAUUUCGUCGCUGAAGAAAUCAAGGUUAUCCUUGAAAAGUUGAGUUUAGUAUGAACGAGUAUUUAGAUUGGAUUUAAAUCAAUAAACAGGACUUGCUA